CUUUUGCAUUCAACUCAACUUUUUAUCGACACAUGGCGCAAUGAUUAUUAUUUUAUUUUUCGCAAACUGUCAACAAAAAAUUUGUUGUAAGGUUCUAAAAUCUCAUCGAUGCUUUGAUUCAAUUAAAACAUGUAUUGGCCAUGAAGAUCUUUUACAAAAGCAUAUCGUUGUUGUCUAGGAAUUUAAGUGUUUGUUCCUAUGAAAAUUUAUGGCAUAACAGCCAAUUUUUAUUGCGUUUGAGGAGACACGGUUUCACUCGGCAAUUCAUGGAUCUGCCUAGCACAUCAAGUAAUGAUUGUACUAACUAUUCUGAAGAGCCUUUCUUACCUCAGAAAGCUCUAAUAUUGACUAAAUUUUCGAGAUAUGAAUUUGAGAAACGAACACACUCUGAAUUGUCCGAAGAAGAACUUAUUAAAAAUCUAGAAGAUAGAGGUUCAGAUUACAAUAAUCUUCUUCAGCAUCACCAAAUUCAUACCAAUAAUCGUGAACUUGUCAUUAAUACACUGAAAGAAAAUGGGAUUGAAACUAAAGUUGUUAAUAGAUUUGAUUAUUCAGACUCUAACAUAGAUUGGGCAGAUGUAAUUAUCACAACAGGUGGCGAUGGCACUUUUUUGAUGGCUGCGAGUAAAAUAAAAAAUAAAAAUAAGCCUCUUAUUGGAAUCAACAGUGAUCCAACUAGGUCCUUAGGGCAUUUAUGCCUUGAUUCAAAGUAUACAGAAAAUUUUCCCUUAGCACUGCGGAAAUUAAAAGAGGGCAAUUUCAGUGGAACACUUGGAUGUUGGAGGGUGAGAAAACCUUUACGAAAGGAGGACAUAUGCUUCAUGCAAUGCGCGUUAUACGCCGGAAUAUACGNUGGAAUGACUGUAUGUACAGGAACUGGAUCAACAUCCUGGUCUUUCAACAUAAAUAAAGUUACUGAACAAUGUGUCAAACAUCUUCUGAAAAUCACUGCUGAUGAAACAAAAAUAGCUAUUCCGCUUACUGAUGAUGAGCUUAUAACUAGAAUUACUUCUAAAUUUAACAAUUCUUUGAUUUUCGAUCCUACAAAACAACUUAUGGCAUAUACACUGAGAGACCCAAUAGUAUUUGGAAUGGGUUUCAAAUGCAAGCCAAGAGGAUUUGCUAGAAAGAUUGAAAUCAAAUCCAGAAUGUUUGAUGCGUGUUUAGUUAUUGAUGGUGGUCUUUCAUUUACUUUCAACGAUGGAGCUACUGCAACUUUGGAAAUCCAUGAUGAUGACGCAUUGCGUACAAUCACCUUACCCGAGUUAUAAACUUAUAAUUGUUCUGUUCCCUACUUCUUCUUUUUUUUUACACACCUCUCACAUUGUGCCUUAUACUCAACUAUGCAUUCAUGAGCAUCAAAUUUUAAAUAUUUCAUUUAAUGAUUGUGAUGAUUUAUUUAAAUAGUUAUGAAUUUAAAAUGUAUUAAAUCAUAAAUUAUUUUAUUUAUUUCUUCACCAAUAUUCAAUUUACUCUAGCUUGUUGAAAUUCAUUAAGUGCUUGAAGUGUAAAAAACUUAAAUAAAAUGUUGUGAUUUUUCAAUAAUGUCAUUCUGUAAAUACAGUGUUUUUCAGGAUAAUAUUUUGUACUUGUUAAUGAUAUUUUAAUGAAUUUGCUUCAUUAUGCUGCUGGCAGCUCAGGUGCAUUCAUUCAUUGUUGCUUAUUGGAAAGAAAACAAAGGAAAGGGAUGCCAACUGCUAUAGAUUUCCCAUAAUUUCUACACAUUUUUAUUUUGCUUUAAAAGAUAAUAGAAAAUUCAAGAUUUCUAAAAUUUUUCAAUGUACUUUUAAUACCUCUCUUUUCCAACUUAAGAAGAACCUCAUACUUUAAUUUUUGUUAUUUGGCAUUAAAUUCAUCAUUUAUUAAUUAAAUAAACUUAUCUUCAUUCAAUGAUAGUUUUCUCCAUGCUUAAUCAAUUAACAAAAAAAUCUUGGAAAAACAUAUAAUGUGUUUUACUGCUGUAAAAUCGUAAAAUAUAAAUAAAAUUUUAUUUUGAAAUAUGUUGAAAUUUUCAUGAAAUUCUUAAAGGUUGGAUAAUUUCAAUUCUGAAAUUUAAGUGGGAACCCUGUAAAAUGAACUUUAACUUGUGUUGUGUUUAAAAAUAUAUAUAUUAUCAGAUUUUGGUAUCAUUACUAAACGUUUUAUAUUAAGUUAUCUUGUUUACCAAGAAAAAAUUGCUGUGCAGCUCCAUGAAAGCAUCACUACAAAUUGACAUCCCUUUGAAUUAGUUGAGUUCACGCUCUGGUGUUUAUCAUUCCAGCAAAUAAUGGUGUAUUUAAAUGAUUUUUGCUUUUAAGAAUGAUCUGCUUGUUUUGAGUAAUUUUUGUGCAAUAUAUUUUGUUGUUUAAUCAGUUAUAUUUAUAAGGUUAGUUCAAUAAUUUUGUUCUGUUAUUUUUUUUUCUUCUUAUUUUUGAAGUAAGAAAAAUAUGGCAAUAGAAAAAAAUCAUAAUGUACUGCAAACUGAUUAAGGAAUGUACUGCAAACUGACAAGACAUUAUUUCUAUCAGUUGUUGUUUUUUUUCGGGGGGGGGGGGAUAAUUCUGGAUUAACUUGCUUCAAAGAAAUUUUGAUCAAAGUAAAACACAUUGUUGAAAAGUGGUCUUUCACAUUAAUUUAUUACUUUAAUUUCAUUGUAAUUAUUUUCCAAGGAAGAUUGCAGUCUUUGAAACACUAAUAGAAGUAUCUUCUCUAGAACCUUGUAAUACAUGGUGUUCUGUAAAAACCACCUUUAAUAUAUAUUUUUAGAAUCCAUGUCAGAAAUAGAAUCUAAAAAGUAAUCAAUGUGUAAAUCUAUGUUUAAGGGUAAAAUAAUCAAAAUUUAGUAAUUCAGAAGAAAUGAAAGGUAGUUAUUAGAAGCACCUUAAAGAACAAUCAAGUAUGGUUUAGGUGUUAAACUCACUUUUUUAGUGGCUUGAACUGAUUUCAAUAGCUUUUUUGUUUCUACUUUGCUUAAAUAUUAAUUUUGCACCCACUAAUGAGAAUGCUUUUUGUUUCAUUUUCGACCAGGAUUCUAAAAAUAUAUCAUAUAGAACACCACGUGGGUCAUUUUCAUUUUGAAGUUGCAGCUCUUUUAUUAAUAUUGUGAUCUUUCAUGGAUGAAAUUAAAAGAUGUUAUUUUUUAAAAAAUACAAAUGAAAUUAACAUUUUAUGAAAAUUACUAGUUAGUGGUCUUAAUUUAUUGUAUUAUUAUUACAUUCUGUGUCUAUUUUAUAGAGCCAUUAAAAAAGUCAUGAGUCUCUAAUUAGGGUUAUUUAAGUAUCUUAUUAUUAGAGUUGCAAGUUUUUCAUGUCAGGAAUGUCGGCAAUAAUUUCCACGAAUAAUUGAUUUGAUUUGAUUUUUCAUAGAAGCCACACAUUUUUUUCAAAAUGCCUGCAUUUAUUCAGAAAUUGUUUGCAGUGUAAUUAUUACUCAAUUGUAGCAUUAAUUAGAACUUUUCUGAAGCUUCGAAAUAGAAAAUGUAUAUUUGAUAAAACAUUUAUGGAAUGGAUUAAUAAUGAAGUGACAUUUUUAAAGGUUUCCUAAUGUUUGAGGAUGGAAAAAAUCAAAGAAUUUAAUGCUUACAAAAAAACAUUCAAUAAAUUAGAUGUUGACGGAGGGAAAUUAAUCUAGUUUUUGGAAAUCUAAAACAAAAUGUCCUAAGCAGCUGGGUUACUUAAUACUUGUCAGUGUGUACAGACUAUGAAUACCUUUAAAGGUGGAUUUUAAAGUUAGUAUUAAGAUUGUUUAGCAGUGUUUUACACUAAAAUUCUAUUCAUUUGAAUGAAAAUAAUAUUUAAUCAAAAAAUAUAAAUCUAAAGUGCCCAACCUUGUAAACAAUUAAAAUGGUCUAUAAAGAAGUAACUACUUUAUGAAUUCUCUUUAAAAAUGGUUUGUUAAAUACAUAUUCAUAUAAGUAAAGUGUACUAGAUUUAUAAUAACUGGAUUUCUAAUUUAAAUAUACACUUUAUAGAAAAAGUUAGCUUAAAAAUUUGCUGUAUUUCUUUUCAAUAAAAUUGUAGAACUUCCAUUGUGAUUUAUUAAAAUACACCAAGAGAACAUUGAUUCAUUUUCAAAAGGCAAUUGAUCUUGAAUAUUCAAAAAGUUAUCUUAUAAGCAGUAUAACGAAUAUGAACUUGUUCAGAUUUAUUCUUAGAAUUUCUGGGAACACAUAACAAAGUAACCCUUUUUAAAAAAAAAACUGGGAAACAUUUCUUUCAAAAUCCAAGUAUCAUUUAUAACUAGGGACAAUAAAUGGAGAGGAAGAAAUAGAAAGAUCACUUUGGACAGGUACAAAUGUCAUUGCAACAAAGGCAUAUAGUCAAUGUAUGAGAUAAAUUCAUAUGCUCUUUUUAUAAGUGGGGAAAAAAAUCGGAAAAUGUGAUCACUUUGACAGGUUUUACUAUGCCUUAAUUGUUUUGUUUGUUUUUUUUUAAUUUUUUUGAAUUUUUGUUUUAUUUGUUCCAUAUCUGUCUUACUAUUUAAUGAAAACUGUAUCUUUAUUUAUACUUUAUUAUUCAAACAUUAAUGACUUUUGUUUUAUUACUUCCUAAACAAGAUUUUUUCUUACUACUAAAUUAAAAUCUAUAUCUUUAUUUAUAUUUUUAUUAUUAAAGCAUUUUUAACUUUUGUUUUAUUGCUUCUUAAACAAAAUUUUGCUAUUGAAUUAAUUAUGUUUGAUUUUUUUUUUUUUAAUCCUUAAUGUUAUUAAAACUACAUCCAGUGAAUAAUGUGAAAAAACUGAUAAAAUAUUUAUUUUUUCCCUGCUUAUGAUAGUAACUAUGUGUGUUGAAAAGAUUGGAUAAUAGUCAAUUAAAAAUUCCUUGUCUACUUGGAUAUUUAAAAGUUAGCAACCAAAAAGGUAUGAAUUACAAAACUGCUACGAUUUUAAACUCUGAGAUUCAUGACAUUUUGAAUGUUCUAAUAUAAAUAUUUCAUUUUAUUGUUUUAGUUUCUCUUACAUUUUUAAAAAAAAAUGUUUAAAGCCCAGUAUUAUUAAAUAUCAUUUGUGUAAUAAUUUGUAACUUUUCUAUAGUGUUAUUUUGGAAUUAUAUACACAUUUGUGAUAUCAGCUUGCUUUUAUGCAAUAAAAAGAAACUCUUUAGUAUA
This is a messenger RNA of Parasteatoda tepidariorum (common house spider), 5085 nucleotides long. NCBI's taxonomy places the organism in Eukaryota, Metazoa, Arthropoda, Arachnida, Araneae, Theridiidae. The record is from RefSeq and is a predicted model, not a curated record.